AAAUGCCAAACAAGAAGGACCUCCUCCUGCUGUUCGACCACCCCACGGAGCCGGUGUUCAUGGACAAGGGCGGCAAUGGAACCAUGUUCGAAGUGCCCAAGUCAUACUUGACCGAAAAGUACAACUUAGAAGAGUGCCAGAUAGUCAAGAUGCGGCUCGGGGAUGAUAGGCCUAAAGUCUUUGUUUCGGAGAUCAGCAUUCCUGAUCUUAGUUUCCCCGAGUCCCUGAAACGGAAUGAAUCGUUUUCGCUGUUCAUACAAUCGCAUCGCCAAAAGGCUGGCUAUCUGAUCGACAUCUUUUUAAGAUUGGAUUCCGUGGAACACCUAAAAAGCGUGGCCGUGUACGCCAGGGAUCGCAUGCAUCCGGUGCUCUUCCAUUACGCCUUUGCGGUGGCUCUGCUUCACCGUCCGGACACCAAGGACUUGAAUUUGCGCUCCUUCUGGCAGUAUUUUCCCGAUCGCUUCAUGGACUCGACGGUGUUGCAAAUGAUUCGGGAGGAAUCGUUUGUGAUGCAGCGUACAGAAGAUCGCAGGCCCAUCGUCAUCCCCAUCAAGUACACCGCCUCCGAUCUGGAGCCGGAGCACAACCUUUGGUACUUCCGGGAGGACUUGGGCAUCAACCUACACCACUGGCACUGGCAUCUGAUCUAUCCCAUCGAGAUAACCCCCGGCGCCCACCACAAUAUCGUAAAAAAGGAUCGCCGUGGCGAGCUCUUCUACUAUAUGCACCAGCAGGUUAUUGCCCGUUACAAUGCGGAGCGAUUGAGUAACAACAUGGGGCUGGUGAAGCCGUUUAACAAUCUUACUGAGCCCAUUGCAGAGGGCUACUUCCCCAAGAUGGACUCCCAGGUGGCCAGUCGCGCCUUUCCUCCGCGCUUUGAUAACGUAAAACUGACCGAUCUUCACCGAAAGGUCGACCAGUUGAAAGUGGGAAUUAAUGACAUGAAUAACUGGAGCAGAAGCAUCUAUGAGGCCAUCCAUCAUGGAUUUAUUAUAAACGAUGACAAUGAAAGCGUUCGCUUAGAUGAAGUAAAGGGCAUCGACAUCCUGGGAAACAUUAUUGAGUCCUCUGUUCUAUCGCCCAAUUCUAUGCUGUACGGUGACCUACAUAACAUGGGACAUAUGCUGAUCGCGUACGCCCACGAUCCGACCCACAAGCAUCUGGAGUUCCCGGGCGUGAUGGGGGAUUCAUCCACUGCCAUGCGGGACCCCAUAUUCUACAAGUGGCACGCGUACAUCGACGAUUUGUUCCAGGCGCACAAGAAAACACUGCCCGCCUACAAGGCGGAAGACCUGAGCUUUCCGGGCAUAGAUGUUUUGAACAUCAACGUGAAGAGCAGAGGUCAGUUGAACAGACUGACCACAUUUUUCAAGGAGUCCGAUGUGGAUUUGUCCCGCGGCAUGGACUUUCAGCCGCGCGGCAGUGUCUUCACUCGGUUCACCCAUCUGCAGCACCACCCAUUCGAAUACACAUUCGAUGUGAAUAACUCCAGUGGCGCCCCACUACUCGGCUAUGCGCGCAUCUUCAUGGCGCCCAGGUUAGAUGAUAAUAAUAGCACUAUGGUCUUGGCUGACCAGCGCCUAAUGAUGAUCGAGUUGGACAAGUUUUUGAUUCGCAUGCCGCCCGGAGAAAGUACCUUUACGCAGAAAUCCAUCAAUUCAAGUGUUACCAUUCCGUUUGAACGCACUUUCCGUGAUCAGGAUAGUAACCGUCCAGGAAAGAAUACUGCGGCGGAGCAGGAGGAAUUCUUCUGCGGCUGCGGCUGGCCCGACCAUAUGCUGGUGCCCAGGGGUAAGGUUGAGGGAAUGACCUUUGAUCUGUUCCUCAUGGUUUCCAACUAUGAAAACGAAAGGGUUAUUCAGCCAGGUGUGGAAGGCUGCAGCAAAUCAGCUUCUUACUGUGGACUUCGCGAUCGCCUCUAUCCGGAUCGCAGGUCCAUGGGCUAUCCCUUUGAUCGCCUGCCCCCCUGGAAUGUCACCAGCCUAAAUCAAUUCCUCACGAGCAACAUGAAAACUGUGGAGGUUACCAUCACCCAUGAUAAAACCAUCGAAACACUGCCGCCAUUGACAAACCGCAACCGAAAAGUCGACUAA
This is a messenger RNA of Drosophila rhopaloa, 2093 nucleotides long. Its product is annotated as phenoloxidase 3-like. Gene Ontology annotation, molecular function: oxidoreductase activity. The transcript is spliced from 4 exons. Lineage: Eukaryota; Metazoa; Arthropoda; Insecta; Diptera; Drosophilidae. The record is from RefSeq and is a predicted model, not a curated record. Bases 3 to 2093 code for a protein of 696 amino acids.